AUGGCGGCCGCGGCGCAGGAGGCCGAGCCGGCCUGCCUGCAGAGCUUCGACCUCUAUGAGAGCGCAUCGAGAUUUUAUAUUUUUGGAACUAAUGCUGACAAAACAGUAUGGAGGCUACUCAAAAUCGAUAGAUCGGAAACAUCAGAGCUUGACAUAGACGAGUGUUCUACUGUAUAUACACAAGCUGAGUAUCUUGAACUGGUGAGUGGUCUUGAUGAAGAUCACAGGUCAACUGGUGGGGUUAAAUUUGUGACAAAGUUUUAUGGCAUAAUUGGUUUCAUUAAGUUCCUUGGGCCAUUUUAUAUGUUAAUUAUUACCGAACAGAGAAAAAUUGGGGAGAUAUUUGAUCAUCCAGUGUAUCAGGUGACUAAGACUUCAAUGAUUGAGUUAGCAAAUUCUAAAUCUCGAUCCAGUUUUCUGAAUCCCAGGGAUGAGAACAGAUACAAGAAGAUUUUGAACACACUUGAUCUUAGGAAGGACUUCUUUUUCAGUUACUCAUACCCUAUCAUGAGAGGUCUUCAGAAGAAUUUAAGGGAUCCACAAGAAGGGUGGUCACUAUAUGAGUCAACAUUUGUGUGGAAUGAGUUUCUUACUCGACAAAUACGCAAUUGUCUACAAAGUACUUUGUGGACUGUUGCAUUAGUCUAUGGUUUUUUUAAGCAGGACAAAUUUGCAAUAUCUGGGAAGGACAUUAUGUUCACACUCAUUGCUAGGCGCUCAAGGCAUUAUGCUGGCACCAGAUAUUUAAAGAGGGGAGUAAAUGAGAAGGGAAGAGUAGCGAAUGAUGUUGAGACUGAGCAAAUUGUGUAUGAAGCUGUGCCUAUGCCUACAGAAGUAAGUUCUGUUGUGCAGAACAGGGGUUCGAUCCCACUAUUCUGGUCACAGGAUACAUCAAAAUUGAACAUAAAACCUGAUAUCAUAUUGCAUGAGAAGGACAAAAAUUAUGAAGCUACCAAGCUUCAUUUCGAAAAUCUUAGGGGAAGAUAUGGCAACCCUAUAAUUAUCUUCAACUUGAUUAAGACGCGUGAAAGACGGGAAUCCAUGCUUCGUCGAGAAUUUGAUAAGGCAAUACGGAUCAUAAAUAAAUUGUUUUCAGAGGAGAACCAGCUGCGGUUCUUACAUUGGGAUCUGCAUAAAAACUCUCAAGGAGAACCUACAAAUGUACUUGAUGUUCUUCUGAAAGUGGCAUUUCGUGCUCUGACGUUGACUGAGUUCUUCUAUUGUCAAGUUGCACCACCUACAGGGUCUGAGACUGCUCCUCACUGGCCUGCUCUAUUGCACAGUCACGAUCCAUAUUUUUGUGAUGAAAACAGCAACAGUGACAUAUCCCAAGAAGAUAUCUCGGGCAGUUCUGACUCCUCUGGCAAUGGAACCACGGAAGACAAAGCUGAAACCAGUGAACUGCCCCAACUAAAACCACCAAUCUUCCAGAAAGGUGUCUUACGGACAAAUUGUAUAGAUUGCUUGGAUCGUACAAAUGUUGCACAAUAUGCCUAUGGUUUAGCUGCUCUUGGACAUCAGCUGCAUGCACUUGGUUGUGUAGAAUCCCCAGAACUUGGUUUAGGUGCUCCCGUGGCUCAUCAUUUGAUGCACUUUUAUGAGAGGAUGGGUGACACACUUGCCGUACAGUAUAGCGGGUCGGCUGCUCAUAAUAAGUUGAAGAUCUUCUCUGCGAAGAGAGGACACUUGAAGCUUUUUAUACGAUCACAAGAGUUCUUCAGGACACUACAACGGCACUACAGCAACGCCUGUAUAGAUGCUAACAAACAGGCAGCUAUAAACUUAUUUUUGGGGUACUUCCAACCAAAGCAGGGAAGUCCUGCACUCUGGGAGCUAGAAUCAUCUUCUGAGGAACAUAACAAUGGAUCUUUUGGGCAUACAAGUGACAGUAUCAAAAGAGUGAAUUCAGAUGGCAGCAUCCUUUCUGUAAGCAACACAUCUAUAUCUGGCUGUAGUGGGUGCCAUAAUGAAUUGUUGACUGCAGCGCAACCUGAUGUCCGUACUGAGUUGCAAUCUUCAAAAAUGGAGUCUGAUUUGGUGUAUGUAAAUGAGAUUACAUCACCCAUUGAAAGUAAAAUGUCAAAUUCAAGAUACACCCCCACACUGUCUCAUGAUCAUAUACAUGAUGUCCCAAGCAGUCAACUUGACCCUUGCAAUUCGGGUGAUUCAAACUUCCUGGAUCUUGAAUGGCUUUCAAAUUCAGGCAAUUCAAGUGAUGAAAGGUCGCUUGCAGUUAGCACACCGGAUGCUCACCUUUCAACCGAGAAUGUCAUUAGUGACAUAAUUCCUGAGACUAUGGAAAACCAAGUCGCGGGGGUCCAGGCUCAGAAGCUACCCGAGCAAUUCGUGCAGUGGGUUAACAACGGCAACAGCUUUUGGUUUUGA
Molecule: messenger RNA, 2385 nt
Organism: Triticum turgidum subsp. durum (durum wheat)
Lineage: Eukaryota; Viridiplantae; Streptophyta; Magnoliopsida; Poales; Poaceae
Source: the annotation of a GenBank genome assembly